Messenger RNA from Cladocopium goreaui, 1986 nucleotides. Lineage: Eukaryota; Dinophyceae; Suessiales; Symbiodiniaceae. The record is from the annotation of a GenBank genome assembly.
AUGGCUUGGACUCUGACACCUCGGAACGACGGCGGACUCCUCGACGUCCAUCGCAGCGAGUUUCUGGUGGACGGACAUCGGUGCACCGAGACGCUGGUGCAAUGGAAGGGCGGUGAGAGCAGCCCUUUGAAGGAGCUGAGUUUUGAGUUGUUCCCCGACCGUGGCGUGGAGCGGUUGCUGGCCCUGUAUCGCUUUAAGCCCUGCUGGACGGCACCGAAAGUGCUCCAGAAGCUUUCCGAGUUACCACAGGAGACUUCGUUUGUUUUGGCGCAGUUGGAUGGCCGGAUUUUGGUACUCUGCCCUUUGGCCACGCAGUCCCAUGGAGGGGGUUCUGUAUGCUCCUUGCGCGGCAGCGCGCGCGGCUUGGAUGAUUUUGAGCUCGUGAUGUUGAGCUCUGGUGGGCCAACGCGGCCACUGCUGCUGGCACUGGAGCUCCCCAGAGUGCGCCUUGGCCGCGCCGCGCAGCUGGCAGCGGAGCGCUGCGCCCUACAGUUGGGAGAUGAUGGGUGCCUUAGGAGAAGGAAGCAGCUGCCUGCCGUGUUUCGUCGCUGGGGGUGGUGCAGUUGGGACGCCCACGGAGUGAAGGUCCAGAAAUGGCAACUGGAAGCCAUGUGUAGGCACCGACCGGCUUGGAUGGUCUUGGAUGAUGGCUGGCAGGAGGAAGUCCACAGCGAAGAGUGGCGAAAAUGGCUUCACUCUCCGCAGAGCCGUUUCGAAGCGAAGGACUUUAACUUGGCCGAUCUCGCACGGAAGUUAGCGGAGGAGAAGAUCCAGCUGUUGGUGUGGCACACCUUACUGGGCUACUGGGGCGGUGUGGCGCCGCAGCGCGGCUACGCCGUGGUUUCCAAGCGGCCCUGGUGGCCCCAGGGUUUGCGCUGCGAGUGCCCUGGAGAGGUGGACGUUUGGGAAGGCGACUUCAGCGUUCUUGAAGAGCAGGAUUUCCUUCGAUUCUACAACGAUUUCUAUGCAUCGCUUGCUGCCGUCGGCGUUGCCGGCGUGAAAUGUGAUGGUCAAUUUCUGGCGGAUCUCCUUCUAGGGACUGCUUCAAGAGCACUAGGGGAGGCCCAUGAAGCAGCUGCGAGAGAGCACUUUGGAGAGCAGCCUCCUUUGAUCAGUUGCAUGGCUAUGACCUUGUGCCGUGUGCACCUGAGCAAGAGCGUGCUCAGCCGGGUCUCUGACGACCAUGCAUAUCCUGGAGUGCCAGAAGAUGACAAAUCAGUUGCCAAACACCUCUGGCACUGCUCCAUGAAUUCCCUUUGGCUGGCGCCUUAUGUCUACUGCGAUUGGGAUAUGUUGAAGACCAGCGAGUGGCACUGCAACAUCCAUGCAGUGGCCAGAGCUGUGGCUGGUUGCCCCGUGUACGUCAGUGAUACAGCAGACGCCUUCAACAUGGAGGUCCUGCGGCCCUUGCUGAUCCCUGGGCGCGAUGAGGUGGUCCCCUGCACCUGGGCUGGGCUUCCAAUCGACCGGCAGAUCUUUGAAGAUCCGACCAGCAAUAGGUCACCCUGGUGGGUGGUGAAUUCCACCACUGGUGGAUUCAUUGCAGUGGCCUUUGGCCUUUGCGACACUGGCGGCGAUGUUAUGAAGGAAACCCUGAAGCCAUCGGAUCUUGAGCUCGGCUGCGAGCACGCCUGCCUUCAAGUGGACCUCAAUGGAAGAGGCCAUGCCGCCAUCUUCAGUCAGGAGGGUUGGGACGUGCAGCUGCACUACAUGGGUUUCAGCGUCCUGGCGCUGGCACCGCUGCAGCUCCUGGGCCAGCAGCGCCUGGCGAUCUUCGGCUUGGCAGGGCUCUGGAACCCCACGGGCUCCGUAGCCGUGGAAGCGGUGGACGGGCGGCUGCGGGUCACGCUUCUGUGCCCCGGGCCUUUGUUGCUGUGGAGCUCCGCAGCCUUCAGGUGCACCUGGGGCUCCAGUCCCGUGACCUUGGUGGAAGGCCUGAACCUGGUGGAGAUGAGUGAAAGUGAGGUGAUCAUUGGCGCAGAGUGA